Acyrthosiphon pisum (pea aphid) is the source of this 4370-nucleotide messenger RNA. It is a transcript of the gene Oct-TyrR, whose product is annotated as Octopamine-Tyramine receptor. Gene Ontology annotation, cellular component: plasma membrane. NCBI's taxonomy places the organism in Eukaryota, Metazoa, Arthropoda, Insecta, Hemiptera, Aphididae. Gene Ontology annotation, biological process: G protein-coupled receptor signaling pathway. Gene Ontology annotation, molecular function: octopamine receptor activity. The record is from RefSeq and is a predicted model, not a curated record. The transcript is spliced from 4 exons. The coding region runs from base 728 to 1981 and encodes 417 amino acids.
CGCCGCCGUCAAACGACCAGUUUUUCCGGACUGGGGGGCGGGGUGGCUCGCGCGUGUUCGUCUACGGACUCGUCAUCCCCCGACCUCGCUGUAUCUCUAUAUAAUAUAUACAUAUAGACCCACAAAAUUCCACGUAAAGUGAAGUAAUAGUUACGUUUUUACUUAAGUUCAAUAAUUACGGAGCGUCCGAGUGCGGUGGUCGUGUGUUUUCGGUAUUUCCCGCGGAGGAGUGCUCGUUUUGGACGAGAAGCGAGUUAAAAAAAAAAAACAACGAUCGUGUCCGUGUCUUGCGAUCACAAUAACAAUAAUUUUAUCUAUAAUAGUUAUAUAUAAACGUUGUAUAAUUACAUAAUAUUAUACGCGCACUGGUGGUACCUUCAGUAUGUGUCUAUCGUCCUUAGACGAACGGUUCGCGGUGGCAGCCCAGUUUUGUCAGGGCUGGUAGUCUCGAGCCUCCUUGAGCGUCCAACCUCGUCUCGGCGCACAUGGACGAUAAUUCCAAUGAGUCGAUGAUUAGUGAUUAUUGACAAUGGUUCCUGUCCACGAUGAUAAUUAUCGGAGAUAACUUCUCAUCAAAAAUCGUAAAGUAAAGGGAUUGUUGCAAUUCAAGGAGUCGUGUCGUAAUAACAAUUUAGUGGAAAUGUUUGUUAUGAGAAGUAAUUUACCACAAAUCCUCUAGCAUCUCGGUCAAGUACUUUCAGUUCCGUCAGAUCAGCGGCUGUUGCAAAUGAUUAACGAAACGUCGGCGGCAGCGAUCGAGCUGGCCGCUGUGGCCGCGGACGGCUGCCAGGUGACCAGCGAAAACAGCGCGGGGUCGGGAUCGGCGGCCAUGUUGACCGUGAUCGCGGUGAUCGUGAUCACUACGGCGCUGAUCGUGAUCACCGUGUUCGGCAACAUACUGGUCAUCAUGAGCGUGGUGCAGUACCCACCGCUUCGAUCCGUGCCCAACAUAUUCAUCGUGUCACUGGCCGUGGCCGACCUGACGGUGGCCAUAGGUGUGCUACCGCUGAAUGUCGUUUACAACGUGACUGGCGUGUGGCUGUUCGGCGGCGUCGUGUGCAAGCUGUGGCUGACGUGCGACGUACUGUGCUGCACCGCGUCUAUACUGAACUUGUGCGCGAUCGCGCUGGACAGGUACCGGGCCAUCACGCAGCCGAUAGCGUACGCGCAGAAGCGCACCGUGUCCCGCGUCAUGUGGACGGUGGCACUGGUGUGGAUCGCCAGCGCGGUCAUCAGCUCACCGCCGCUCAUCGGCUGGAACGACUGGCCGGAUGUGUUCGACGAGCACACGGCGUGCGCGCUCACCACGCACCCCGGUUACGUGGUGUAUUCGUCCAUGGGUUCGUUUUACAUACCACUGGUGGUGAUGAGCAUCACGUAUCUCAGGAUAUACGUGGCCACCAGGCGGCGGCUGAGACGCCGGGCAAAACAAGUAGCCGCGUCGUUGCCGACCGCGGCGGCCGGUUCGUCGUGCAAACGGGACGACGCGGCCACCGGUAGCGGCAAGACCAAGAUGGCGGCUGACGCAGCAACGGGCGACUCGGCCAGCAGCAGUGAUGAGGUGGACGCGGCCACCAACGGUACGGGCAGCAGCGGUGACAAGCAGCGAACGGGGCGGGGUGCGCCGAUGGCCGUGCGAGCGGUGCCGUCGAUGGGCAAGCACGUCAACCAGUUACUGGAGCACAAGCAGCGCAUAUCACUAUCCAAAGAGCGCAAAGCCGCCAAGACGCUGGGUGUCAUUAUGGGCGUGUUCGUCGUCAGCUGGCUGCCGUUCUUCGUCAUCUACCUGUUCUUCCCGUUCUGCAAGUCGUGCUGUCCGCCGUCCAAGGUGCUCGUCAACGUGGUCACGUGGCUCGGGUACCUCAACUCGACCGUCAACCCUAUUAUAUACACCCGGUGCAAUAUGGACUUCCGGCGGUCGUUCAAGAAGAUCCUGCAUAUGGACGAGCAUCACCAGCACUUACAGCACCACCAUCGCUGAAUCGAUAGUCCGCGCCGGUAAAUUGCCUGUGUGGUGAGGGGAUUGGGGUAGAGACAGUGCCUGCGAAGUGUCAACGUUAUCCUGAUUACACCCCUGCCUCCCUCAACAUCACCGCAACAACCUACACCGAUUUUGUGAUGACAAUAUUAUCGUCCCUGAAUAUUUUUUAACGUCUUGGUGGGAAGGGUUACCGCGGUUUGAUCGAUCCAUUUUUAUAUAAUAAACAUUAUAUUACACGACGUGUUAUGAUAUAUAUUCUUGUUUUUAAAUGCUAACGUGUGUAAAAUUAUGUGUAUGUGGGUUCAAGUGUAGAUAGGUGUGGGUGUGUGCGUGUGCAGGUGUACGCUGUACAUUAUAAUAAUAUUUUAUCGCUGUGUUUUGUAAUCGAUUUUUAUAAGUUGUAUUGAUUUUCGUCGCCGUUGUUGUGCAUGAAGACGGAUACACCGUCACUAGCAUAUCGUUUUGCGAUGUGGUACGUUUAAUCAGGUACACCAAGUAUUAAGAUUAUUUUUAACGUAAAUCAUCAAGUCACUUUUAAUUUAGGUAUUUUAAGAUUCCAUUCGAUGAAAUAUAAAUAUAGGGCAUAUAGUACCUUUCGCUCAAAAAUCAUUUUCCCUUUUUGUCCGCGUUUACACGAUCUAGCACUCACUUCAAGAAUUGCGUACCUGCUUUUGACAAUUUUUACAGUAGGUACUUUUUAAAUUUUUGAUAUGAUAUUUAAAGACAUUUAAAUCCGUUUAAGACCGUAAAAAAACGAGUGCUGUCAGAAUACAUAAAGGUUGUAUAAAAUUAAAAUUUGAUUUUUUUGUGUAGAAAUGUGAAAUAUAUAUUGAAUAUUAUAUGUUAAUAUUUUUAUAUCGAACAGACGUGUAAAAAAUGCAAAUCCCUACACUACAGGUAAAAAAAUAUAUACUCCACUGAAACUUUAAAUUCGGAAUUUCCAAUUUUCACAUAGCUUAUAUAGGUACCAAACACAUAUUAUUAUUAUGGUUCGCUCGCGAUGGGAUUUCGAUUUCGGUGGCGGGCUUUGCAGGCCAAUCCCAUAUUAUAAUAUAACCUUUCGGGUACGUUGUAACUUACAAUGUACAACUCAAAUUGGAUAUUAUGUAUAGUUUUUCCAGUAGAACCCAACCAAGUGUUUUCAAAAAUAUCGAUUGUAGUUACGGGGACGAUAACGGAAGCCUAGACUUCAUCAUAAUAUAUGGGUAAACAGUGUCUCAUCCUUAUAUAUAUUAAAUACCGUAAACAUAUAUUAAUAUUAUGAGCAGUACGCAUAAAAUAUUAUGUAUAUUACAAAUAACACUAUAAUUCUACUCGCUUGCAGCGCCAAUCUGAAUAUUGAUGACCUGGAAAACGAUGCGAAUGCGAUUUAUGCAGAGGUUUGGCAUAUCUAUUUCGGUCUGAUAUAGAAAAACGAUAAACAGCGAAUUAUUUCGUUUACAUUAAACGCGAUUUUAAACAGCAAUGUUUACAAUACACAGAGGAGUCAAUGAACUAAACAACUGUAUGAAAGGCAGCUCGGUAUAUGUCAAAGUUGUCGAAAUUGUCUUUGUCAAAAAUACGAAACGAUACUUGUUAUCAAAACACGCGUUUAUGUCAGAAUACUGUAUUGAUAAUAUGUUUUUCGAAAAUGUGUGGUGCCCGCCUAGAUAAAUUCUGAAAAAGCCACGCCGCGCCGUAACGAUGUUCAUACUGGUUUUAAAAAGAAAAUAACCCAACUGUUAUUUAAUUUUCCUGAUUCGUCUUAUUUCGUAUUCAGUAAUAUCUAUACUGGCUACUACAGCAUUGUAAAAACUAAUUCAUACGAUUCGUGACAUUAAUAAUAAUUCACUAUUUCGCAGGUUAGGUAAUGAAAACAUUGGGUCUUAAAGUGAAAUCAUUCGUAAGUGCGACACAUACAGAAUAACUACUUUCAUGUUAUACUGAGUAAUUCACCAAACAUGAAAACCCAAUUUUUUUUCUUCAACAGGUAUUUUAGUUAUUCAAAUUCUACAUUUUUAUAAUUUUUAAAUAUACCAUUACUUAAAGCCUAAAGGCCAUAUUUUAUAACUCUUGAGAUUUUUUGUACUACUUAUAGGGAGUACCAUAAUAUGGAGAUACAAUACCUACCGUUUUUCAAAUGGAACCCCCUUCCCCUUUUCUGUUGUAAAUUAUUUAGUGGAUGAAUUUUUUGAAAAUGUUGAGGUAUCAAAAUUAAAAUUAAAAUGAAUAGUUUUUGAGUUAUAUAACAUUGUGUGCUGAGGAUGAAAGUACCACGAUGAUGGAUCUGAAAGACGUGGAGUUAGGUAUCUAUAGUGACUUGAACAUUUUAGAAAUAAAUAUUAAUCUAUUGACAUUUAAAAUUUAUAAUUUGUAAAAAUGGUCUAAGCAUAAUAAAUACUAUAUUUAA